This is a messenger RNA of Lathyrus oleraceus (garden pea), 2010 nucleotides long. RefSeq lists its product as uncharacterized. Bases 346 to 1404 code for a protein of 352 amino acids. The record is from RefSeq and is a predicted model, not a curated record. Gene Ontology annotation, molecular function: ferrous iron binding; oxidative RNA demethylase activity; broad specificity oxidative DNA demethylase activity. Gene Ontology annotation, cellular component: cytoplasm. The transcript has 6 exons. Gene Ontology annotation, biological process: oxidative RNA demethylation. Lineage: Eukaryota; Viridiplantae; Streptophyta; Magnoliopsida; Fabales; Fabaceae.
UAUUUGACUUAUUAUUUUGUUAUUACCAUCAUCAUAUCAUUCACUAAUAAUCUCAGCCAUGCCCAUGCUUUCUUCACGACACUUCAUUCAUACUACCCUUACGUCGUCGUUUCACUCUCCUCUUUCCCUAAAACGCUGCUUUCUCCUCCGUUUCUCUUCCAACAACAUUUCACCACCCAUGGCUGAAACAAAAACCGACAGUGCAAAGUCAUCGCCACCUGAAUCACAGCCACGAGGUGGAGACAUUGAUGCAAGUGUUUUCGACAUUGAUGCAAGAUGUUGCAAUGGGUGGGAGGAACACAGUGAAAAGCUACGGUUAUACCUGAUAAUCCAUUAUCAGAUUUUAUGGCGGACACUAAUCCUGUACCGUGGCAUAAAAAGAAAAAGAAGAAUGCACUCCUUGAGUUUAUAUCUAGUUGUGAUCAGCCGAAAGAACAAAGUAAAUUCAAGAGGAGAAUUUGCAUCGAUUUAGAAAUGAGACAGUACAAUAAGAAUAACUUUAGUGAAUCUAGUUUUUGUUCCAGUUUUGAUGAUAAUAAUGGUAGUAAUAUAUCACCAACAAAGACAUUGUCAGCUGAUAGACGAUAUAAUAAAAGGCAAAGAAAAUUUAACUGUGACAUCUGUUUUUGUGGUAAGAGAAAUUCUACUUCGACAGGAGCUACACCGCUAGAAAAGAACGAGGAAAACAGCAUUGGAUUUGAGAUGCAGGAGGAAGGAACAGAUGAAGGGAUACUGAGGCCAGGGAUGGUUCUCCUAAAACAUCACUUAACACAUCAUGAACAGGUAGAAAUAGUGAAAAAAUGUCGCGAUCUCGGUCUCGGUCCUGGAGGAUUCUAUCAACCAGGCUAUGCAGAUGGAGCCAAACUUAGAUUGAUGAUGAUGUGUCUUGGUAUGGACUGGGAUCCUCAAACAAGAAAAUAUGGAUAUAAAAGGGCAAUUGAUGGUAGCAAGCCACCAAGUAUUCCUCAUUACUUUAGUAAGUUGGUUACAAGAGCUAUACAAGAAGCACAUCAGCUAUAUAAUCGGGAAUGGCGAAAAAACUAUGUAGAGGAUAUACUACCUUCAAUGACUCCUGAUAUAUGCAUUGUCAAUUUUUAUUCAACUAGUGGAAGGCUUGGUCUUCAUCAGGAUCGCGAUGAAAGGGAAGAAAGUCUUCAAAAAGGGUUGCCAGUUGUAUCCUUCUCUAUUGGUGAUUCAGCAGAAUUUCUUUAUGGAGAUCUAAGGGAUGUUGAGAAGGCAGAGAAUGUACUUCUAGAAUCAGGAGAUGUUCUUAUAUUUGGUGGUGAUUCUCGACAUGUCUACCAUGGCGUCUCGUCUAUAAUAUCAAAUUCAGCACCAGAAGAAUUGGUUCAAGAUACCGGCCUUUGUCCCGGUCGCCUCAAUCUUACAUUUAGACAGUAUUGACAUCUCCUCUUAUGCAGGUUCGAAUCCAAUACCUCCUACUCAAAACUUUUUCUAACAGUAGAGAUUCAAAGAGUGAGUUGUAAAACUUACGCAUUACAGUUGGUAGAGGGGCUAAUCGCGAAAGGAAGUCUAACACCACAUUUGCCCGGGAGAGCAGCAACAUUGCCGGACUUCAAACCAGGAACGGAACCAGCACCACUUUUCAAGCAGUUGCAAACAGCCUUACGGUCGGCGAUAGUUUGGGCCGACCCAUUAAGUCUCCUCACUCCAGCACAGCAUUGCAGUGAAGGAGCAGGAGCACCCUUAAGAUAAGCAAAGCAUGGAGCAAUGGCACCAGUUACUGCUCCGCACGAGAUUGCAGCCUCUGCCAUGGGUGCACUAACAACCACCAUGCAGAUCAAAGCAACUACACAAGAAACUCUCAAGCUUGCCAUUGCUUCUCUAGGGAAUGGAUUGAAAUUUGCUUUUGCUUUUGCUUGGUGAGUGAGUAUAAGUGAUUCAAGGUGUGGGUUUAUAUAGAACAUAAGAGUGGUGGUCUUUGGUACUGUGUUUGGUUUCAAAUCAAAUCUUAAAUAUUAAAUCCAAAUAUAUUUUAGUAGUUAGUUA